This is a messenger RNA of Trichomonas vaginalis G3, 8499 nucleotides long. RefSeq names its product A-type inclusion protein-related family. The record is from RefSeq and is a predicted model, not a curated record. The transcript has a single exon. Lineage: Eukaryota; Parabasalia; Trichomonadida; Trichomonadidae. Bases 1 to 8499 code for a protein of 2832 amino acids.
AUGUUUCCGAAGUCUCAAACAAGUGAUUCUGGAUCAAACCGGUCACUUGUUGUAGAAUUUAAUCAAAGAAAGACUUCCUUUUUACAAUCACUGGAGACUAUACUCUCUGCAAUUUCAUCCGAUCAAUACGUUAAUCAAAUGUUUAGAGAUACUACAUCUUCUUUUUAUAUACCAGAUAGAGUUUGUGAACUAGUAUUUCAGUAUUUGUACGAUGAACGUGAAAAAUACAUUUUAUCUCUACAAGAUGAAAUAGCAGAAUUGAAAUCUCAAUUAAAACAAGCAGAUGCUUCAAAAAUUACAGAAUUAGGAGAAAAAUUACUUGAUGCAACUUCUAUUCAUGCCGAAAAGGAAGCUCAGCAACGUGGCUGCAUAAAAAUGUUAAAAGCACAAAUUUCAGAAUUACAAAAAAACUCUAUACCGCAAAUUGCAAUGUCAUUUUCUGCAGGCUCUGGUGCUAAAUCUCUUAAAGAUGACUGCAAAAUACUCAAACAAUUGAUUUUUAGUUAUGUAUCUCAAAUGCAAUCCGAUAUCCAUACAGCAAGAAUUGUUGCAACAGCAUUAAAAAGGGCAUGCGAUAAGAAAACAAGAAAAGUGAUCAGAAAACUACGCGAAUUAGCUGAAAUUCAUAUUCCUGAGUUACAAACUCAAAUUACUCAACAUGAAUCUACUGAACAACAGUUAAAAGAUUCAAUGAAAGAGAUGAGAGCCACUUCUCUUGAAAAAGAGAAAAGAUUUCAAGAAGAAAUUUUAAAACUCAAGGAUGAAAUUCGAUCACUUCAAGACAAUAAUAAGAUGCUCGAAGAACAAAAUAAGCUAUUAGAAGAAUCAGUGAAAGAUAUCCAUACAGAAAGUCAGAAUAUUUUAGAAAAUGAUAAUGAUACUAUAAAACUGAAUCAAGAACUUGCAGUAAAAGAUGCUCAACUUGAAGCAAAGGAUAUUGAGAUCUUAAAAUUACGAAAUGCUUUAUAUACAGAAAAUCAAAAAUUUACAACCGCAUAUUCUCAAACAGAAAACAGAGAUAGCCCAUUAGCAGAAGAAAUCAAGACACUUACACUUACUAUGAGCCAAUUAAAAGAUGAAAAUACUCGAAAUCAAGAAAAACUCAAGAAAUUCAAGGACGAUAAGCUGAAACUUAAGCAGGCAUUGCACCAAAACGAAUUAGAUCGUGUUAAAGAUGAAAAUAAGUAUAAACCGCAAAUAAAUGAUUUAAAUACGAAAAUUUCAAAUCUUCAGAAAGAACUUGAAAAUGCCAAAGAUACAAUCGAUGCAAAGCAAAAGAAGAUCAGUACUAUGUACGAGCGCAUGAAAGCACCACUUCUUGAACAAAAUCAAAAAAUUAAUCAAUUAGAAUCUUUAAUUGAUACAUUAAAUGCCAAAAAUGGCAAACAAAAAGACUCAAUCAAGCUACUUAAAGACAGAAUUUCACAGUUCCAAGAUAAUAAUUCGAAAUUACAAGCAAAAAUUGCAAAAUUAGAAGCAACCGCAAAGAUUCAUGAGAAUGAGAAGGAAACUUUGAACAGUAAGAUAGACUAUCUCAGUAAAGAAAACAAUAUCAAAGAAGACACCGUUAAAAAAGUUCAAGAUGCAAAUCAAUCUCUUAAAGAAUACAAAGAAACAGCAACAAAGCAGAUCACUGAUAAUACCCAAAAGUUCCAAGAGAUUCUGGAUGAAAAUCAAAGCUAUAGAGAGAAAAAUGCCGAAUUAUCCAGAAAAUUAUUAGAAUCUCAAAAGCAAAUUGAUGAUUUGAUUAACGGAUUCAAUGACAAGGACCAGCAAAUCAAAGGAAUCAAAGGCGAAGCAGGCACUGUGAAGCAAAAAAUCAAAGAAUUAUUGGAUGAAAACUCCAAACUCAAGAACAAGAUCUCAGAACUCGACCAAAGUCUCAAGAACUCGCAAACUGCACAGAAACAAACAACAUUGAAGACGCAGGAACAAUUAAAACAAAAUGAUUCACUUCAAAACAUUUUAGAAGACAAAAAUUCCGAAUUACUUUCAUUGAAAGAACUUAAUUCAACAAAUGAAAACCAGAUAAACAAACUCAAAACUAAACUUGAUAAUCUCCAAAAAGAAAAUGAUGAAUUAAAGGUUAGUUUACAAAAAGUGACAGAAAGAAAUGAUGAACUUGAAAAUACUACGAUUAAAAGUGACAAAGCCAAUGAUUUGAUACAAGAGAAUAUGACAUUAAAGAGUCAAAUGAAAGAUGCCAAGAACGAGAAUGCAAAAACAAUGAAUGAAAUGAAACAAAUACAGCUAGAAAAUGAAUUAUUAAAACAAAAUCAACAAAAUCUUGAAAAAGAAAUUAAAGAAAAUAUUCAAAAUAAUUUGGAUUUGCAGAACAAAUUAAAUAAAAUCGAAUGGGAUAAUAAGAUUGUAUCAGAUAAAUUAGCUAAAGAAAAAUCAUCAUUAGAACUUCAAAAUGAAAAUCUUCAAAAUCAAAAUAAAUUAUUGAAUGAAAAUCAUCAAAAAGUGACAGAAGAAAAUUUGGCAAUUUCACAAAAAUUGAAUGAUCUUAAUAACCUAAAUAAGAUGUGCCAAGAUGAAUUACAGAGUACUAGUUUAACACUACAAAGAAAAGAAAAAGAACUCGAAGAUCUCAAACAGAAGAUGGAAAAUUUGGAGAAAGAGUUUUAUGAUGUUAAAACUGAAAAAAUGUCAAUGGAAAACAAGAUUUUUGACUUGGAGAAAGAAAGUAAAAAUCAAAAUGACAACAUGAAUAAGAUAAUAGAAGACAAAGAUCUUCAAAUUAAAGAUCUCCGAACUAAAAAUGAAAAAUUGACAGAAGAAAAUUCGAAUCUUCAAAACAAAGAAAAAGAAAACAAAAACUUACAAAGUAGAAAUCAAAUUGUUGAAAAAGAAAACACAGAGUUAUCACAAAAGAUUAGUUCUCAAAAUGAAAGAAUCAAUGAAUUAGAAAACGCUGUUUCUACCCUUCAAAAUCAAAUUUUGGAAAAUGACGAUAAAUCUCAAAAAGUGACAGAACAAACCGCCAAAGAUUUGAUUGCUGCAAAUUCAUCACUUAAACAGAUGACUUAUCAAAACGAGCUUCUUCAAAGGAAACAAAAUGAAAUGGAAAAUGAUUUAGAUGAGAAGUCAUCAAGAAUCAAAGAUCUCGAGGAUGAAAAUGAUGAUUUACAAAAAGAAAUUCUUGAAUUACAAAAUGAAAACAGAAAAAUUUCAUCAAAUUACGAGAAAAUCUCCAAAGAAAAUAAUCGUAUUGAAAUGGAGAUGAAACAGAUCAAAGAUGAAAAUGAAUCUAAUAAACAAAAAUUAGUAGAUAACACUAAAAAGCAUGAAGAGGAAAAAAUGAAUUUAAUAAAUAACGCAAAAAGUGACAAAUCUAAAAUUGACGGUUUGACAAAAGAUAUUUCCAUGUUAAAUUCUAACAUUAAGCUUCUACAAGAUGAGAACUCUAAACUUGAUAAUGAGAAUUCACAAUUAGAAAAUGAAAUAAAGAAGUUAACAGAAGACUUACAAAAACAAAAUGAAAAAAUUAAUGAUAAUCAAAAUUUGUUGCAAAAUGUAACAAAUGAAAACAAGAAGCUCAAAGACAAGAAUGAACUUCUUUUUAAAGAAAAUGAACAAAUUAAGAAUUUAAUGCAAGACAAAAUCAAUGAAAACAACUCUCUCAAAGAAAAGCAAAUUGAAAUGGAAAAUGAUUUAAACACUGAAAAACUAAACAAUGAAAGAUUGGUCGGAAGAUUGAAAGAAAUAGAAAAUCAUAACAAAUCAAAGAAAGAUAAUACUGCUAAAGAAAAUGCAAAGUUAACACAAAACAACAAAGCUUUGGCAAAUGAAAACUUCGAGUUGAAACAGAAAGUUGCAAAUUUGGAUCAAGAAUUAUCAGAUGUCAAAAAUAAAUUUGAUAAAAUGUCAUCUCAAAUUUCUGAGUCAGAAAAAGAAGUUCAACAAAAUGCUGCUGAGUUUAGACAAAUUAAAGCAAAGAAUGAAAGUCUUAACAAAGAAGUCCAAUUUUUGAACGAUUUAGUUACAAAUCUGAAACAACAAAAUGAUGAUUUGAGGAAUAAGAAAGAAGAAUUAAAUACAACUUUCAGUGAAGAUAUUGAUAACAUAUCAAAUGAACUUCGAGAAAUCAAAACACAAAAUGAAUUCCUGAGAAAAGAAAAUGAAGAAAUGAAGAAUCAAAGUCAAUUAACAAAAGCAGAUAAUGACAAGUUGAAAGAAGAAAAUCAAAACCAAAAGGAGAUAAACACAAAGUCAUUGAUGAAAAUAAAUGAAUUAGAAAAGCUAAACAAACAAAUCAAUGAUGAAAUGGCUAAAAUCCAAAAUAAUUUACAAAACUUGACACAAGAAAAAGAAGAAAAUGAUUCGAAACAGGAUGAAAUCAUCAAAGAAUAUGAACAAGAAAAUGAAACUCUCAGAUCUGAGAACCAAAACUUUGAAACCAAAAUCAAAGUAUUGGAAAAAGAAAAUAAACUUAAUGUUUUCUCAUUGCAAAAAGUUACAAAAGAAAAAGAAGAUUUAGCUGAGAAACUAAAGAAUCAAAAAGAAGUCAAUGAAACAUUAGAAAAGGCUAAAGAAGACUUAGAAACAGAAAAUAAUAAUUUGAAGCUAAAUGAAGAUAAAAUUAAGCAGAUUUUGUCAGAAAAUGAAAAUCUCAAACAGAAAUUAAAUGAUUUACAAAAAGAAAAUAAUGAUUUGGUUAAUGAAUCAAAUGAUAUCAAGCAAAAACAAAAAGAAGAAAUGGAGAGUUCCAAAGAAAACCAAAAUCAAAAAGAGAAACUUGAAAAUGAUCUUAAUGAUUUGCAAAAGAACUUUGAUGAACUUCAAAAAUCUUAUUCUGAUCUUUUGGAGAAAUAUAAGGCUGAAAAUGAUCAAAAAGAAAGUCAAUUUAACAAUGUGAAUUCCAAUCUCAAGCAAAGCAAUUAUCAAAAUGAUUUAUUACAAAGGAAAUUGAAAGAUUUGGAGGAAGAAAUGAAAAACGAUAAAGAGAAAAUUGACACUUUACAAAACCGAAAUGAAGAAUUGGAAAAUUUGUUUGGAAACAUGAAAAUAGAAAAUUCUUCAGCUUUGGCAAACUCUGACAAGUUGACAAAGGAAAAUGAAGCUCUUAAAUCAGAGAAUCUUUCAUUGAAACAAACCAACAAUGAAAUUACAACUAAAAACAAAGAAUUAUCUAUUGAACUCGAAAAAAUCAAACAAAACUUGGAAGAAAAUCAAAAUUCUUAUGAAAAUGUUUUCAAAGAGAAGAGUGAUAUCAAAGAGAAACUUGAUCAACUCAUUCAAGAAACCAAUGAUCAGAAAGCAGCUAAUAAAAACUUGUUAAAAGAAAAAGAAACAUUAGAAGAAACUCAAAAACAAAAUCAAAAAGAAAUAGAAAAUUUGAUACAAAAAGUGACAAAACUCAAAGCUAAAAAUGACUUUUUGAAGGAAAAUAUCACUGAAAGUAAGAGUAAAUUACAAGGAGAAAUCAUCAAACUGAAAGAAGACUUAGCUACUAUGACUCAAAAAUCAAAUGAAGAAAAACAAGCACAAGAAAACGAAUUAUCAAAUCUGAAAAUUGAACAUGAGCAUUUGAUAAAUAACUUUGAUUUAUUAACAAAAGGAAAUGAAAAUCUUAAACAAAAGAUAGGAAAUUUGACUCAAGAAAAUAUGGAAAGCAAGAAAGAAAUUGCACAAAUUUUGUUGGAAAAAACAACUUUGCAGAAUCAAAAUGAUUCAUUGCAAAAUGAAAUAGAGAAUUUAGAGAAAACUAUUGAAAAGCAGAAACAAGAUUCUGUUGAAAUCAAGUCUAAGUUCGAUCAAAUGUUAUCAGAAAUGAAGAAUAAAAUGGAGAAAAAUAAAGCAGAAAAUGAUGAAAAAUUGCAAAAAGUUGAAGAAGAAAAAUCAAACUUGCAAAAAGAAAACGAAGAAAUAAGAGAGAAGAUCAAUAAAUUACAAGAAGAAAAUGAUGAAAUGAAGGAGAAUUUCAACGAAAGCCAAAUAAUGAAUGAGAGUUUUGCAAAAGAAGAUAACGAGAAAUCUCUUUACAUUGAGAAGGUUUCGAAACAAAACGCAGAACUCCAAAAUGAUUUGAAACAAUUAACAAAAGAAAACAAAAAUUUGGCUAAACAGAAUGAAAAUCUCAAGAAUUCAUUCGAGAAAUUGAAAUCUGAAACUGAUAUUUUGCAAAAGAACUUUGAUGAUUUGCAAACCAAAUUUAAUGAUUUGUUUGAUGAUAAUGAACAAAAAGCUUCCGAAUUAGAAGUCGUUAAAAGUGAAAAUUCCAAACAAUUUGCAAAGAUAAAUGAACAAAAACAACAACUUGAUAAUCUGAUAAAAGAAAAUUCAUCUCUGAAAGUAAGAAAUGAAUUAAUCGCUAAAAAUGAGCAAAAAGUGUCCGAAGAAAAUGAAAAUCUUAGGACAGAAAAUGAGAAAAUGAAGAAAGAAAUAAUAGAGUAUGACGAAAAAUCCCAGAUUUUGCAAAAUGAAAACAAAAAAUUGUCACUUUUGAACGAUAAUUUACAGAAAGAUUUGCAAAACAAAAUCACAGAAAAUGACAAUUUGAAGAACAUGAAUUCGAAUCUCAAAAACGACAAAACGAAUUUGGGUAACAAAUCGGAAAUAUUUGAGAAUCAAAUCAAGGAAAUUUCUGCUUCAUUAAACAAACUUAAAUCCGAAAAUGAAAGUUUGGAGAAAGAAAAAGAAAGUUUAACUGAAGAAAAUAAGAAACUCAAAAGUGAAAAUCAAAGUCAAUCUUCUGAAUUAGAAAAGGUUAAAUCCGAGAAUACUUCAAUGAAAAAUGAAGUUGAAAAGCUUGCAAAUGAGAAAUCAGAACUAAAUAAGAAGAUUUCUGAUCUACAAGAACAAAUUGAUAAACUUACAAAAGAAAAGAAUGAUUUAUCAAAGCAAAAUGAAGAACUCGUAAAAGGAAAUGAAACAGAAAAGGCUAAAAACGAAAAGUCAUCAGCUGAUUUGAAUGAUUUCAUGAAUGAAAACAAACAAAUUCUAGCUGAUAACAAUCGUAUGAAAGAAGAAAUCCAAAACCUCAAAUUAUCAGCAGAAAAGUGCCAGAAUGAAGUGAACAGAGUUCUGGAGGAACUUGGAAAAGUAGUCGAAAUCAAGAGUUUAUCUGAGAUUCCAAUUCUAUUUAUAGAAAAUAAAGAGAAAAUGGAAUCAACACUCAAACUCCUAGAUAACAUUAAAUCUUUGAUAAAAUGUGAAUCAAAUACAUCAAACAACGAAAUUCCUUUGAAGAUUCAGAACAUUUUGAAUGAUAGUGAUCAUUUUGCCAACAUUGUUGCAAAAAUCAAAAAAAUUUUGCCUGAAAUAACUUCAGUCGAUUCUCUUCCGAUCAAAGUCCAAAUAAUGAAAGACAAAUUAACCGAAUUUGAGGAGCUUAAUGAUAAAGCUUUGAAUGUUGCCAAUGCGAGAUCAAUUCAUGAAUUGCCGAAUCUAAUUUCGAAGUUGAAACAGAUUUCAUCGAAUUUCGAAGAUAGAGAAACAAAUAUUCAAUCUCUUCUCGAUUCAUAUUCCUUUGAUGAACUUCCUGCCGAACUAAGCCGUCUUUUGAAGGAGAAUACUGAUCAAAAAGCUCUUUUGAGGUCAAUUUCUUCAAUAAUUAAUAGUGAAAACAUUUUGGAGAGAUGUUCCGAACUAAUUGAAAUAGAACAAUCCAUGGAAAGACUAAAGAAAAUGUGCAGCGCAAUUUCUUCAGUUGACGACGAUAGAAAAAUUGAAGGAAUUUUGAUCGACCUCAAAAACAAAAUUGAUGAAAAAGAGAGAACAAUUCAAACAAGCGAAGCAUUGAUUCCUCCUUCUUUUGAAGGCGACUUACCUAAAAAGGUUUUGCAGAUGAAGAACAAAAUUAUCGAAUAUGAGCAGAAAAUUUCUCAGUUUGUAAACGCAAUUGGCGGCGGAGAUCCAAUCAGUUCUUCUAGAAAAAUACUGGAGAGUUUUAACAAUUCAAACUCUCUUUUGACCGAGGUUAUAAGAAUCCUCAAAUCUGAUCCUAAUAUUACAUUAACUUAUCCUUUCUCUCCUUCUUUCUCUGCUCAAAUAAUCGAAGACUGUCACAAUUUGAUCAGAAAAUUAGAGAAUUCUGUAAAAUCAAUUAAUACUGUUUUGAAUGAAUGCAAAGGAAAUGGAUACUCAGGUGAUGAUUUACAAGAAGCGGUUCACUAUUUAGUGAAUCAUCUUGUUGAAAUCGAAAGAAGGAAGUCUAUAGAAAAGCAUGUCAAUGAAAUAGGAGAAUUGCGAAAGAUUCAUUCGCAGGAAGUUUCAAUUUUAACCCAAAAUAAAGAGAAGACCAUGGAACAAGUAAAGAAAUGCAGAGAACAAAUCAUUGCUUUGGAAAAGCAAUUCCAAGCAAAGGAAGAUAAUUAUAUUAAUGACUUGGAAAACCUCAAAACUGAACAGUAUUCUUUAUCUGAUAAACUUAGAAAGCAACAACGAAUCAAAGAUGAGUUAAUCACUUUUGUUUCAGGGAAACCAGCAGACAUUGAAUUCUUGAGUGUUAAUUUAAGUGAUAUUGAAAAGAAAUCUAUUAAUCUCAAAAUUUAA